GAGUGUCGUUUCUUACAAACCCAAAUGACACACACGACUCCGCAAGUAUCACCGUCGGAUGGGUUUUGAGCAGCCUACGACACCAUGGCCGUGAAGCCUCAGAAAUCAUUUAGGAAAACGACUCUGGUUGAUAACAUCCCCCCAUCCUCAAAGGUUUUUUGAACCUGGACGACACCCUCAUCGUCGUCGUUUUCUGGGUUUCUUCUUCUUCCUAAGAUUUCUGGUCCUAUCAGAAAACCCUAAUUUCAAUCUCAGGUUUGUUCAUAUUGGUGAUCCAAAUGGAGUCACAUGUGGAUCCUGGACCAAUUGACAAGUCUUUACUUUAUGAUCAAGACAAUCACAUUAGUUCUGCUAUUUGGGAUGGACAGGAGCGUGGUGUGCUUAGAUGUCAUGAACACACUUCAAUGCUUGAACACUGGAAACUCACACCUAGGCAAAUGGUGUUGGUGGAGAAGGCCGGAUUCGGGUACUUCAGAACAAUUCCGACAAUUAUUCUUGACAAUUCACUCAUCUCGGCCCUUGUUGAAAGGUGGAGGAGAGAAACAAAUACAUUUCAUUUGCCUGUUGGAGAAAUGACUAUAACACUUGAAGAUGUUGCACUUAUACUGGGGCUACCAGUUGACGGAAAUCCUGUUAUAGGCCCUACAGUGAGGACACCCAGCAUAGUGUGUCAACAGUUACUGGGGAAAGUACCGAAGGACCUAAAUGGGGGAAUGUUGAAGCUAAAUUGGUUGAGAGAGUUCUUCUCCAAAUGUCCUGAUGAUGCAUCAGCUGAAGAGACGGCAUGCCAUACACGUGCUUACCUCCUAUAUCUUGUGGGCUGUACAAUAUUUUCCACAACUACUGGCAAUAAAGUCUCUGUUUCUUUUCUCACACUAUUUGAGAAUUUUGAUGAAGCUGGAAGAUUUGCAUGGGGUGCGGCAGCAUUGGCAUUCCUCUACAGAGCUCUUGGUAACGCCUCCCUUAAAUCUCAAGGCACAAUUAGUGGCUCUUUGACACUAUUGCAGUGUUGGAGUUAUUAUCACCUGAAUGUUGGCCAACCAAAGUUCAAUGAGGAGCCAAACCAGGGUUGUUUUCCAUUUGCACUUAGGUGGAAAGGACGAUCUAGUGGAACAAGAUCGAAAACUAACAUUAGUGCCUACCGCAAGGCCCUGGAUUCCCUUCAAUACUAUGAUGUAAGAUGGUGUCCUUACAAAGAUUUGGAUUCUACAGUUAUACCCGAAGAUAUAAACAGUAAUCUCAUUUUACGGACAUCAAAAACUAUGUUGAUAUGCUUUGGUAAGGCAGAAAGACACCUCCCAGAUCGUUGCCUGAGGCAGUUUGGCAUGCUUCAACCUAUCCCGGAGCAUCCUCAGAAAUGGGAGAGGAAGAUUCCCGCUUUUGAUCAGGGAUUAGACUUUUCAAAGGAGAUGGAGGUGGAACUGAAAGGGAAAAUACGCUCAGAGAUUAGGGAAUGGUUAGAGCGUGGUUUCUACAUUGUGGAAGACGAGGAAGGUGUGGAUGAAAGCGAGUACAUGGAUUGGUAUGAGAAAAUUACUCGUAAAUAUGUUGGGAGGCCUGAAUCUUUAGAAUCUGAGUUUCAAAGAAUGGUUGGUGCUAUGAGAGAAAUAGAAAAUAUAGCUGAUUCUUUGCCAAUGGCAGAGAUGGGUUCGCAAGAUAGGAAGUUGCUUGCUGAAGUUAAGGGCACAUUGCAGUCAUGCUUUAAUGAUGUUGUUGGAAAUUCAAAAAGGGGUAGGAGUAAGAAUGCUGUAAAACGUAAGAGGGAGGGAGGAUGAUCCAAUCCGAUUGGGCGGCCAAAGUAAGCGACACAAGAUGAAGCAGAUGCGGCAAGCAGAUGAACCAUGCUCUUUGGUAUAUGUGGCAAAUGCAUUUGGUUGCGAGAAAGUGCUUCCAUUAGUGUUAGAUAGAUGGACUAUGACCGUAUUGAUUUGGUUAUUAGGUUUUCUCAAAAUUAUAUUUAUAGCUAUAAGAGAAAAUCUUUGAACGUUGUGCUUGGUAAAAUUUUGGGCGUUGCUACGAUGUAAGAACUGUUAAUGCUGAGUGUUUUUGUGAAAAAAGGAAGUAGAAAGUAUUGUACAUCAACCAAAGGUCUAACAGAUGGGGGGGUUAGACUUAGUUUUCUAA
Fragaria vesca subsp. vesca is the source of this 2124-nucleotide messenger RNA. Its product is annotated as serine/threonine-protein phosphatase 7 long form homolog. The coding region runs from base 279 to 1775 and encodes 498 amino acids. NCBI's taxonomy places the organism in Eukaryota, Viridiplantae, Streptophyta, Magnoliopsida, Rosales, Rosaceae. The transcript is spliced from 6 exons. Gene Ontology annotation, biological process: meristem development; meristem maintenance. The record is from RefSeq and is a predicted model, not a curated record.